Oncorhynchus tshawytscha (Chinook salmon) is the source of this 4143-nucleotide messenger RNA. RefSeq names its product heparan sulfate glucosamine 3-O-sulfotransferase 1-like. The transcript has 2 exons. Gene Ontology annotation, molecular function: [heparan sulfate]-glucosamine 3-sulfotransferase activity. The coding region runs from base 533 to 1438 and encodes 301 amino acids. The record is from RefSeq and is a predicted model, not a curated record. Lineage: Eukaryota; Metazoa; Chordata; Actinopteri; Salmoniformes; Salmonidae.
UCCACAGUGCUACUCAAGGCAGCGCUAGGCACAAAUCUUAGCACGUUCCGAUAGAGUGCUGUGUUUGUGGCUGCUAAGCAGAGGGGAUGGAGUCAAACCAAGCUCUUUGAAAAAUAAAAUCAGGGCUCUGUUUGCACCAUGUCUGGCUUCAAAUCAAUUAGUGAUGAGAGUGGCUGAUGCUCCGGGUGUGCGCUUCAGUGAGAGCGAAAGGGUGACAGUUAUAUCUUUAGAUUCGACUGCUGGGCUUAAAAGUGCGAUCCUUUGGUUCAUCUGCGACUGAACUCAAGCCAGACCGAUGACUCCCGGAGAUUCCAAAACUAUCACCGACCUCAUGCAAGAUGUGCUUCGGACUGGCUGUGGUUUCUCCUCCUCAUCCUUCUUCUGAUGUUCAAUGGCAGACGAAAACCGCUCCCUUCUCCUUUCCUGUCAUCUUUUGAUCUCCGAGAGAUGGCUCUGAUCCACAGCUAAACAACAGGACAUCCCUCUCUGAUCUCCUCCCUCUCUGACCAUCUUCUCAUCACCCUCCCUCACCAUGGCCUGCUUGCUGGUAGCAGUGCUCCUCCUGGUUCUCCAAGCAUAUGCUGCCCCACCAGAUUUUGUUCAGAGUUUGGAUCUAGGCCCUGGAUUCACAGCUAAUGACACUCUGUCUCCACCCCUGGGGACUAGUAAAUGUGCCCCCCACAGCAUCAUCAUUGGGGUGCGUAAAGGCGGCACACGAGCCCUGCUGGAAAUGCUAGACAUCCACCCUGAGGUCGCUGCCGCUGCCACAGAGGUACACUUUUUUGACUGGGACGAGAACUACGCUAAGGGAUUUGACUGGUACCGUGAGCUGAUGCCAUAUUCCUACCCACACCAGAUCACAGUUGAGAAGACACCAGGCUACUUCACCUCUGCCUUGGCGCCAAAACGCAUCCGUGCCAUGAACUCCUCCAUCAAGCUGCUGCUGAUCUUGCGGGACCCAACUGAACGUGUCAUCUCAGACUACACCCAGGUCUACUUCAACCGCCUGGAGAACCACAAGCCAGUGCAGGCCAUUGAGAACCUGCUGGUGCGCAGCGGAGCCCUCAAUACCCGCUAUAAGGCCAUCCAGCGGAGCCUCUACGACAUGCACAUGAGCAACUGGUUGCGCUAUUUCCCCCUAGAGCAGAUCCACAUCGUGGAUGGGGAUACUUUGAUCCGGGACCCGUUACCUGAGCUACAGAAGGUGGAGCGUUUUCUCAACCUGCCCCCCAGGAUAAUGUCCUCCAACUUCUACUUCAACCAGACCAAGGGGUUCUACUGCAUCCGGAGUGAAGGGCGAGAGCGCUGCCUGCACGAGUCCAAAGGGCGUCCCCACCCUGCCGUCAAUGGUACCGUGCUGCAGCAGCUACGCUCCUACCUCCGGGAGCACAACCAUAACUUCUACCGGCUGGUGAAGCGCUCCUUUGACUGGCAGUAAGGCAGUUCACCCCUCUACCUAUGAGGACUAGUUCUCCCUGGCCCACAUAUGACUGUUCAAGGACUGAAUGACCAGUGUUAUAGGGGGAGAAGCACUUUACGAACUCUGACACCCAAACACCCCUGUCAAUCGCCUUUUACUCUGCUCUGGUGUCAGCAGAGCAGUUCCACAUUUACAAAGCAAGAACUUACAAACUAACAUGGAAAAAUCCCCAAGAUUGAAGUCAUUCUCUGUACUGUACCUGCCAAAAGUGAAGCGAUGCGGAUUGUGGAAAAACUCAUUUGUGAACCUGAUUUUAACUUUUGUUUGAUAUUACUGUACUUGAUAAUAAAUUGUUUUGCUUUAAAAAUGUAACGCUGGAAUGGGAUCUUUUUCUACCUUGGUUCUUUGUGCUGCUCUCCAGCUCCUAACCUGAGUUAUUUAGAGAGCAUGCUAAGGUAGACUGAGGCAUUAGGCUAAGAGUUUGAUUCGCUGCGGUGGAAGAAGGACAUUAAUGCAGGGAAAUGGUUUCCCUCGAGCGCCGCUUUAGUAGUACAGAAAUCACUAAUGGAUUUGGACGUUGAAGGUAGUGCCUGCAGCAAAAGGGGCCGAAUCACAAGAGUCAGCAAGCUGAAGUCAAAGAGCUCUUCCUGUAUUUUCCCACUGUUCAGUGUUCAACGGUUUGAUUAGGCUGUAGAAGCAGCCAGUAAAUCAUAUGCUUACUGUAGCAGUUCUCACAGGAGUUGUGCUGUAUGUAAGAUGCCGUUUCACAAGUGUGAUUAUUCAACAUAAACAGCAGAGAAACACAUUACUAUUUUCAUCAUGAUUAUCUCUGGUUAUUAUGGAUGGACACUUUGUGUUUUCUUAGAACCUUUCUGUCAGAUCACUUGCCAUUCCAUGCCACAGAGAUCGGCACAUUUCAGAUUGUCACAGGUCAUGUUUCCUCAUUGAUUAGGCUUUAAACAGCAGCCAAGGCUGCCUGUCUGGAGAGACCACUGGUGCUUAUGUGAUCUCCCUUCUGUCUGGUGGCUCUGUCAGAUGCUAAAAGAGUGCUCCCGUUCUCCUGGGGGGGACAGACACCAAUGCUGCCGGCUUUAUCCCUUGCCAGCAGUAGGGGUGUGUUGGUCUGUCCACACUAAAAUAUGAAGUUCGAUACAAGCAAUGUUUUCACACUCCGUCUUACCAUAUCCUAUUUACUGAUACUGUAUUAUGUUUUAUUGAUGUCUCAUAGUAGUUUAUUCAACCGUACUUUUGUUCUACGGCUCCAUCUAGCACAGGCUAUCAGAAUACUCUAUAAACUCAGCGGUAGCACUUUACUUUAAUUAUAGUGUCAUAACAUCUAAUAACCAUGUCAUAACCAUGUCAUAAGAGCUGACAUAACUUGUCAUAACACUGUCAUGACACCUACAUUUAGACCUGUUACAUGUAUUGAGUUAUUUUAUGGCUAGUUAUGACACCUACAUAAGGGUGUCAAAACCCACCACUCAAGGCAAACCAUUAGCCAUAUUAUUACCAUUGCAGUUGCACACACAUUGGUGUCAGAAUUGUACCUACCCAAUGCUCUGUUGCUGAUGAUUGGGAUGAAUGCAGGAGAAGUAUUUGGGAGCAGGACAAGACACCCUCUUUGUGACUGAUGAUGACUGACACAAUAGUCCAAGGGCCACCUACCAAAACUGUGUUUUUCCAUGACCCAAAAAACGGAACUGCGAAAUUUAAACAACAUUAUGUAGAUAAUGUUAUGAACAGUAACACUGUCUGAUUCCAAACUUGUAAAAGUUUAACAUUUAAAAAAAUCUUUAAUCAAAGUCAUGAUAUUAAGCAUCGAAAUAACAGCGCAUUUGAGGUAGUUUCACCUUGGUUACUUUCUGUUUUCGAAACCACCUAAAAAUGCGCUGUAAUUUCGAUGGUUAAUAUAAACGUUCCAACGUUGCACGUCGGUUACUUUUUGACGUACACUGACGUACAGAACACAAAACGAUUUGUGCGUUUUGAUUUUCGUCCUUGCCUUUUUAUCGGUCUUUCAUUGAUCCAGAUGAGCCCCUCAACGAGGAAAUAUGUUUGAACCUUUUGUAGUGGUUUUCUCAGUUAAUAGAAGAUGUUUUGGCAGAUGUAAUUAGCCUAUAGCUUGCCAAACUAAAGACAGCACAACUUUGCUAGCUAACACAGCGCUCAAAACAUUCCCGACAGCUACAUAAAGCGCUGUUCUAGCAUCUGAGAAAAAUCUAUUUAGCACGUGUCAAUAGCUUCUUAUCGUGUAUUAUUUCAGGAUUCGUCCGGUACAUACAGCGAGCUCCAAGUAUUUGGACAGUGAAAAUGUUUUGUUGUUUUGGCGCUGUACUACGUCACUUUGGAUUUGAAAUUACACAAUGAGGUUAAUCUACACGUGAAUCUUCACGUCUGUUGGAUGCAUUUGCUCUUUUGGUUGUUUCAGAUUAUUUUGUGCCUAAUAGAAACUCAUGGUAAAUAAUGUAGUGUGUCAUUUGAGUCACUUUUUUUUUCUAAAGAAGAAUCCAGUAUGUUUCUAAAAACCUCUAUAUUACUGUGGAUGCGAUCAUGAUUACGUAUAGUCCUGAAUGAAUCGUGAAUAAUGAUGAGAAAGUUAGACGCACAAAUAUCAUACCCCCAAGACAUGUUAACUUCUCACCACUACAAUGACAGGGGAGGUUAGCAUUUUUGGGGUGUAUGAUAUUUGUGCGUCUAACUUCCUCUCAUCAUUAUUCACAGUU